AUGCUUGCAGAGCUCAAGACUUUCUGGUCGCAGCAAGAGACUGGAGAGGAGUUCUCAGGGACAUUUCAGAAGGUGCAGGACCAGGUGGAAAAUCUCCAGCAAAAAUCUCUCAAGCAACCAACUGGAUAA
Molecule: messenger RNA, 129 nt
Organism: Peronospora matthiolae
Lineage: Eukaryota; Oomycota; Peronosporomycetes; Peronosporales; Peronosporaceae
Source: the annotation of a GenBank genome assembly